AUGGCUUCCAUCUCGAAGAGUCUCCUAUUCUUUCUCCUCUCUGCACUCGCCACUAUACCAACUCACCAACACCCACUAGACCCUGUAACCCCAACCGAGUUCACCAAAGUUCAAUCCAUAAUCCAUAACUCGUACCCCAAGUCAAGCCACGGCACAGCCUUUCACUACGUAGGCCUUGAAGAACCAACCAAACAUACCAUUGUUUCAUGGCUGAAGGACACUGCUACUAAAGCCCCACCUCGACAAGCAUUUAUCAUAGCUCGUAUAAACGAAACAACUCAUGAAAUCAUUGUUGACUUGUCAGUCCACAGGAUUAUUUCUGAUAAAAUUUAUGAUGGUUAUGGCUACCCUAUGUUCACUUUUAAAGAGCAAGAAGUUGCCAACGCAUUGCCGUUUAAAUAUGCACCAUUUUUGGAGUCAGUUAGGAAGAGGGGGCUCAAGGUUGAAGAGAUUGUGUGUACGAGUUUUGCAAUUGGUUGGUAUGGAGAGAAGAAAAGGAACAGAAGGAUUGUCAGGGUCAUGUGUAAUUAUUUAGAUGGUACUGUGAACUUGUAUAUGAGACCAGUUGAGGGAAUUACUGUCACCGUUGAUCUUGAGGAAAUGAAGAUCAUAGGGUUUAAAGAUAGAUCCACUGUGCCAGUGCCAAAGGCUGACGGGACUGACUACAGGGGAUCAACGCAAAAGCCGCCUUUUGGGGCACAGUUGAACAGAAUCUCGAUGGUGCAAUCUGACGGCCCAAGUUUCACGAUAGAAGGACACAGGAUUAGGUAA
Dovyalis caffra is the source of this 771-nucleotide messenger RNA. The record is from the annotation of a GenBank genome assembly. NCBI's taxonomy places the organism in Eukaryota, Viridiplantae, Streptophyta, Magnoliopsida, Malpighiales, Salicaceae.